UAAAUAUAUAUAUUAUGAAUCAAGCACCAAGUUAGAAUAGUUAAGUUACUCAAAAUGAAGAGUUUACCUUCUUUGAUUCAAAAGGAUUGGAUAUGCUAAUAAAAUAGAUGGGAUUUGAGGAGGUGGUGUAAUUUGAUGAAAAGCCUAGAUAAAUGAUUAUUGAUAUUGGAAAUGAAUUUAUUAAUAAAUUGCUGGAAGAGUCUAUGAGAGUGAGUUAAAAGCGUUAAUAAUAAAACGAAGACUUAAAAAAUACAAAACCAAAACUUGCAUUUUAGGAUGUAAAAUUUGCAUUAGGUAAAUAUGUUAAAAAUAAAUAGAAAAUUGUUUAAGAAUGCCUCAAUAAAACUUUAGUAUUGAAAAAGACAAUUGAUUAUAUAUUAUAAGAAAUCCAAAAU
This is a messenger RNA of Paramecium octaurelia, 395 nucleotides long. NCBI's taxonomy places the organism in Eukaryota, Ciliophora, Oligohymenophorea, Peniculida, Parameciidae. The record is from the annotation of a GenBank genome assembly.